Molecule: messenger RNA, 1392 nt
Organism: Juglans regia (Persian walnut)
Lineage: Eukaryota; Viridiplantae; Streptophyta; Magnoliopsida; Fagales; Juglandaceae
Product: CASP-like protein ARALYDRAFT_485429
Exons: 4
Coding region: 420-794 (124 amino acids)
Cellular component (GO): membrane
Source: RefSeq, a predicted model, not a curated record
UGGAAAUCAAAUCCCACCGAGGAAUAAGAUGAUGCCAAGCAGCGUAGCCAUUGCGUUCUCACUCGCAUUCCUCUCUUUUCUCCCCCCUUCACCUGACCGAUUACCAUAAAAUAUCUGUAUUUCCAUUUUCAUCUGCUCUGUUUUCGUUUUUUAUUAUUUUUUUAACUUUUUCCUUUUCAUUCAAAACUACUACAUUCCCUGGCGUACCAGGAUUCGUCCAAGGAAUGGCUAAGGCCGCCAAGAAUUGGGAUUGACUAUGAUGAGGCCUUGCAUGCGAGUAACCAUAGCAUGGACAAUCUGCCAGGGGCGUUGGGAACCAGCGCCAGCUUAGCUCUGCGGUUGGGUCAGACCGUCUUCUCCUCUGCCUCCCUUCUCUUCAUGUGCUUGGACGUUGAUUUCUACAGCUAUACUUCCUUCUGAUGGAAGUGAUGUUGAUCAAGGAGGAAUGUGAAAUGUUGCUUGGGAGCUAUUUGGUGACAGUCAUGGGUUUGGCAAUUCCCUGGAGCCUGACGCUGCUGGUAGUGGAUGCACAUUCUGUUUUCAUUAGAUGUUUACCUCGUCAACCAAGAAUAAUAUUGGUCAUCGUUCUAGGAGAUUUGGUUUUGUCGUUUCUCUUGCUAGCUGCGGCGUCUUCGACAGCUAGUGUCACAGAUCUCCUGCAUGAUGCCGGAAGAUCCUACUGCGCUGCAAACUUAUGUAGUAGAUAUCAGUUGUCUGCUGCAAUGGCAUUCUUGUGUUGGUCCCUUUCAUUUGCUUCAUCUCUCUUCAAUCUUUGGCUUCUUCCUUCUUUAUGAAAUUCUGAGCGGUAGUUGAAAUUUGUACAAAUGAAAUGGGCAAAUAUCAACUGUUACUUACUAUCACAGCAUUGGCUAGAAACUCAUUUCUUAAGGCAUUAAUGUUGGAGCGAAAUUGUGAGAAAAAGACAAUGGUUGUCUAUGUCGAUACCAUGGAUACACCACGUCGAGGUCUUGAAAAUUUUAUUGGGAAUCAUACGUUCCCAUGCUUUCCAUACCAUGGAAGCUUUUUGGGACAAGUGCACAAACACCCCUCAAAUCUACCGUCGAAUCUGCAACAGCCCAAAAAAAAUUAUCGAAGUAUACGUUAUUUUAUUUUACUUCCUGGUGACAUGUAUGCAGGGAUGGUUGUUACGAUCUUAUAUCGAUUAAAUAUGUGAUUAGUUGGUAGUUUCUAAGCCCUUAGGCAUUCUAUUUUGUAAGCUAAUUUUUAAGGAUGAGUUCUACUUAGUGGAUUCAUAACAAAUAGUAUUAGAGUCAUUCUACUUAUGCAGUUCAUGUUGGCAUGGUUGCAAUCGUGUGGCACGGAGAGUGAUGUCGGCAUGACAGUGUUCGUCUGGGACUAGGAAUGACUUAGCACAUAGCCAGCCUGUGUGAG